Amblyraja radiata (thorny skate) is the source of this 1011-nucleotide messenger RNA. Its product is annotated as gastrula zinc finger protein XlCGF7.1-like. NCBI's taxonomy places the organism in Eukaryota, Metazoa, Chordata, Chondrichthyes, Rajiformes, Rajidae. The coding region runs from base 1 to 1011 and encodes 336 amino acids. The record is from RefSeq and is a predicted model, not a curated record. The transcript has 3 exons.
AUGGCGGCGGAGAAGAAGCGGCGGUUGGUGACGUCGCUGCGCACGGUAGGAGCUGAGGCCUGGCGGUACCCGAGCGAGCUGGAGAUCCACCGGCGGAUGCACACGGGAGAACGCCCCUUCGACUGCUCCACCUGCGGCAAGAGCUUCACCAGCUACGACAACCUGCAGCAGCACAACCGUGUGCACUCUGGUGAGAGGCCCUUCACCUGCUCCGACUGUGGCAAGAGCUUCAUCCGCUACGCCAACCUGCAGCAGCACAACCGGGUGCACACUGGAGAACGCCCCUUCAACUGCUCUGACUGCGGCAAGAGCUUCAAGACAGCGCCAAACCUGACGAAACACCGGUGGUUACACACGGGCGAGAAACCCUAUGGCUGCUCCACCUGCGGCAAGAGCUUUGCCAGCUACGACAACCUGCAACAGCACAACCGCGUGCACACGGGAGAAAGCCCCUUCACCUGCUCCACCUGCGGCAAGAGCUUCACCAGCUACGGCAACCUGCAACAGCACAACCGCGUGCACACGGGAGAAAGCCCCUUCACCUGCUCCACCUGCGGCAAGAGCUUCACCAGCUACGCCAGCCUACAGCAGCACAACCACGUGGACUCGGGAGAACGCCCCUUCGACUGCUCCGACUGCGGCAAGAGCUUUGCCUGGAUGUCGGGGCUACGGCAUCACCGGCAGGUGCACAGCAGUGAGCGGCCCUUCACCUGCUCCGACUGUGGCAAAGGCUUCAAAUCGUCGCCAGAGCUGAAGAGGCACAGGCUCGUGCACACCGGGGAGCGCCCCUACACCUGCGGCCAGUGCGGCAAGGGCUUCACCUGCUCCAGCAACCUGCUGUCCCACCAGCGCACCCACACCGGCGAGCGCCCCUUCACCUGCGCCCAGUGCGGCAAGGGCUACACCCAUUCCAGCACCCUGCUGCGCCGCGGGGAAGCUUCUGCCGCUCGGACCCGCAGGGACCAUCACACCGUGAGUCUGUCAUGUCGGUCCCUGGCCCUGCACAGGUGA